Molecule: messenger RNA, 2256 nt
Organism: Gasterosteus aculeatus aculeatus (three-spined stickleback)
Lineage: Eukaryota; Metazoa; Chordata; Actinopteri; Perciformes; Gasterosteidae
Gene: trim35-14
Product: tripartite motif containing 35-14
Molecular function (GO): zinc ion binding; protein binding
Source: RefSeq, a predicted model, not a curated record
AUGACCUCGUAGCGUGUAUUCCUAACCACUAUUCCUCGACCUCUGUCGAAAACGUCACAGGGGCAAGGAAAGAUGGUUAGGAGAAGUCGUGAGGAUUUAGGGAAGGAGAGCCGCGGUGUUUAGGGAAUGCGAAUCCACUUUCACUAAGCUACGUAGUUAUGAUGCGGCGAAGGACGCAUGUUAGUGACGUCAGUCAGCAGCGGCGGAACUACAAGUUCUCCGAGGAUGAACUACAAAGAAGCGCGUCUUGGGUGCUUUCGUCCAUUUGUUGUCACGGUGCUGAGUCACGUAGACAACUAGGUUCAAAGUUUUAGUUUAUUUACAAGGCUGCAACAUAAAUAAGUUAUGCUAACGGAAACUUACGUCAUCGGCGUUUCUCAGUCGUUAUUUAGCGUGAACGGGCGAACGACAACGUUACAUCCCUAUUUAUAUACUACUUAAGGAACUGUGGAACGGCUUUUAUCUCCUUUCCUUUCGUAAAGGAUGGUCCAGUUCCUUUGCUAAAAAAGCUAUAAAGAAGUAUUGGAGCUCCUUUCCUUAGCAUUUCGACAAGGCAAAACAGGGGCGUCGGUAUGGCAGGCAGGCUCGCGCUCCCGGAGUUUGACCUCUCCUGCUCCAUAUGCUGCGAGAUCUUCAGGGACCCCGUGGUCCUCAAGUGCAGCCACAGCUUCUGCGCCCCCUGUCUGCAGCGGUACUGGACCCAGGGGCCACAGAGACGCGACUGCCCCCUGUGCAGGAGCCAGAGCGUGGACGACCCCGUGCCCAGCCUCACCCUGAGGAACCUGUGCGAGGCCUUCAUCCAGGAGGGCGAGGGUCCGGAGGAAACCGGGGGAGAGCUGCACUGUGAGCCGGGGGAGAUGUGCCCUCUGCACGGCGAGCGGCUCAAGCUUUACUGCGUCCCCGACGAGGAGCCCAUCUGCGUGGUGUGCCACACCUCCAGGAAGCACAAGCAGCACGACUGCUGCCCCGUCGGCGAGGCCGUCGUUCUGGUGAAGGCGAAGAUGAAGUCUGCCCUCAACUCAAUGAUGGAGAAGAGGGGUGCUUUUGACAAAAUGAAGAAAAACUACGAGGAUACUGUGGAAUGCAUUCAGGUCCAGGCUCGCUUUGUGGAGAGACGCACCCGCGAGGAGUUCGAGAAGCUUCACAGCUUCCUCGAUACCGAGGAGGAAGCCAGGAUGGAGGAGCUGAAGAGGGAGGAGGAGCAGAAGAGUCGGGCGCUGAGGCAGAAGAUCGAAGAGAUGGCGGGGGAUAUAGCGUCCGUGUCUGAAUCCAUCAGAGUUUUAGAGGAGGAGAUUGCUCUGCAGGGCAUCUCUGUCCUUCAUAAAUGCAAGACGUCAUUGGCAAGAGCCAGCAGCCCGAUGGAGGAUCCAGUCAUGCCCGCGGGAGCGCUCAUCGACGUGGCGAGCUAUCUGGGCUCUCUGAACUUCCACGUGUGGGAGAAGAUGCUGCAGACCGUCAAAUUCAACCCGGUGACCCUGGACCCGAACACCGCCGCCCCGUGGCUCGUCCUGUCGGAGGACCUCGCCAGCGUCUGCGACAGCGACGAGAAGCGGAAGCUGCCGGACAACCCGGAGAGGUUCGACCCGGACACGGGCGUGCUGGGCCGCGAGAGCUUCACCUCGGGCAAGCACGCCUGGGUGGUCAACGUGGGUCAGAACACGGCGUGGGUCGUCGGCGUGGCCAAAGAGUCCGUCCGGAGGAAAGAGAAAGUGUCUUCGGUGCUGAAGAACGGCUACCUGGGCGUGUACUUUUACCACAAGAUGUACUUUGCGGGCACCUCCCCUUUGACGAGGCUCAACCCCAAGAGGAACCCGCAGAGGAUCAGGGUGCAGGUGGACUGCGAGAAGGGGAGGGUUUCUUUCUACGACCCGCACGACAACACGCACAUCUACACCUUCAAGCACGCCGUCACCGAGAGGGUCUUCCCGUACUUCUGGGUGGGCUGCCAGCAGUGUCCUCUGACGCUGGAGCCGCUGGAGGUUUCUGUGAAGGCUGUUGAAUAUUUCUGAAAGUGGAUUUCCGCGUCUCAACUUUUACUUCCCCCCCCUCAGCACAAAAGGAGGAGUGACUUUUGUUUUGGUGAUUUCUGCAUGAUUUUCAGCACUUUCUUCCUGGUCCAAUGAAAUGCCUUAGACCUUCAUUUUAAAACAUACAUGGUGAAAAAUUGGUCGGUAUAUGAUUUAGUCUCAGCACUUUAAACGUUAUGUGCAAUACUAUGAGAAUUCGAAUCUACAAAUAAAGUAUUUGCUGAUCUUA